Fomitiporia mediterranea MF3/22 is the source of this 717-nucleotide messenger RNA. RefSeq lists its product as uncharacterized. The coding region runs from base 1 to 717 and encodes 238 amino acids. Gene Ontology annotation, cellular component: cytoplasm. The transcript has 2 exons. Lineage: Eukaryota; Fungi; Basidiomycota; Agaricomycetes; Hymenochaetales; Hymenochaetaceae. The record is from RefSeq and is a predicted model, not a curated record.
AUGAUUACCUUCUAUGAUAUCCCGUCGAAACUGUCGUCGCGGGCCUGGUCGCCAAACACAUUCAAAACACGAUUGUCGCUCAACUAUAAGGGCAUUCCAUACAGAACGGAGUGGGUUGAAUAUCCAGAUAUCGAGCCCACCAUGAAGCAAAUCGGUGGACUUCCGACACGCAAGAAAGAGGAUGGUCGUGACCACUAUACACUCCCAGCGAUCCACGACUCGACAACAGGCAAAGUGGUCACCGAUUCUAACGCCAUCGCGGAAUACCUUGAUGCGACGUAUCCCGAUACUCCAGUGCUCCUCCCACCAGGUACAAAGGCGGCGGUAGCAGCACUCGAACACAUCUUCAUGAAGAAUAUUAUGACGAUACUUCCCAUCGGGAUGCCGGGUGUGCUUGGUAUACUCAACCCCCCAAGCGAGACAUAUUGGCGACGUAAAGCGGAAUGGCCUGUACCGCCGAGUUCAGAACGUGAUGCGAUUUUGAAGCAGCUCAAGGAGGAUCUAGACAUUCUCGCAGGAUUUUACGACAGGAAUGGAGAAGGGAAACAAUUCUUCUUCGCUGAUAAAUUCUCAUUUGCGGAUGCUAUCGUCGUUGGAUUCUUGGCUUGGAUUAAAGUCGUCCUUGGCGCUGAAAACAACGUGUGGAAGGCAAUUUCGACGUGGAGUGACGGAAGAUGGGGGAAAUUAGUUGAGUCAACGAAGGACCUGCAAGUGUGA